Molecule: messenger RNA, 1674 nt
Organism: Ostrinia nubilalis (European corn borer)
Lineage: Eukaryota; Metazoa; Arthropoda; Insecta; Lepidoptera; Crambidae
Exons: 5
Coding region: 71-1216 (381 amino acids)
Source: RefSeq, a predicted model, not a curated record
UUUCGCUUCGCCUCUAAUCGAUUGUGCCGGCUGUUGAAUUAAAUUUGUUUAUCUUAUAAUUUUAGCAAUCAUGUGUAAAGUGAUUCUAGGCUUCUUAUUAUUAAGCAUAAUAAUAUGUUUUCAUUUUAACCAGUACAAUAAUCGUGUCGGGCCAGAUCCGUGGGAUUUGAUUCAAGACGAAACAUCAACAGACACUCAUGAUGGAAAGAUUCCUCCAGACCUUCGAUUACCACCAAAAAGGAAAAUACAAACCAAUGGAAACAUGGCAAACGGAGAGUGGUUUUUCAAGAGAACUCUUGCAAUCAUUUUGAAUGCUGGACAAACAAAGUUAAACGAAGAUGGCAGUACCGAUAUAUCCCUGCUGUUAAAAUUCGACCAGGAUCAUUGGCAAACCCUGAAGGACUACACAACAUCAAACACUGCACUGACUGAAGAUAUGUUUCGCCGUGCAGUUGCCUAUGUAGAAGAAGCUGUUUACAAACCUUCUCUUGCACAGAAAGUUGCUAUAGCAUGGAGUGAAUAUAUUCAGUCGUUAUUCAUAGAAUACAAGACUUAUAUCACACUAUGUUGUGGAGGUUUAGCAGCAUUUGGUGUGUUGUUUUGGCUGUGGAUGCACAUGUCUCAUAAACAUGUUAUCAUACUAGUCAUUGCUGCAUUGUAUCUUUAUGAAGUAGUCAUAUCAUAUAAGGAAGCAGAGAAACAAGAAUUGGACAGAUUUCUAUCAGCUGGAAAUAAAUGCAGCUGGCAUUUUUGGAAUUCAUGUGAAGUCCCUCCACCUGAUCCUAUAAUAUUCAUGAAGCACAUGAAUCCACUAAAAAUUGGCAUUAGAAUGUUCAGCACAUUUCUGUCUGAACCUAUGUUGGUGCUGAGUAGUACAGUCAACACAAUGAUAAAUGAAAUCACAGGUGGACUCUGGUUCCCGCUGGAUGUAAUAUUACACUGUAUAUUAAUUAUAUCUAUAAAUAUUAUGCUGAUAGUAUUGCUAGUCAUGAUUAUUGUUAUAAUACUUAACAUUCCCUUCAGCCUAAAUCUAUUUGGCUUGAUGAGUAUUGAAGUAAGACAACGUCAACAUACACAAAGGAUUCUGGACGUGUGCUCCCGCGCUCUAGAUACUUCGCGAAAUGUACCACAAAUUGCGACAACCACAUCUUUUAGUCCUACCUCCACAAUUAAAAGGUCUGCGAGUACUGGUCGCUUACCUAGCUCGUCAGUAUAGUUAUGAUGCCCCCGAAUCCACGACAAGGAAAUGGACUAAGCCCUUAUUUUAUGAUUGGUGGUGGUGACAGUCGUAAAUAAUCUAAAGACGUUAUUGGCUUGGCGAAUAUAAGGAACUGAAAAUUUUAAAGGACUUGACACCCUAAAUACUUACACUACUACCUACCAAUAAGAGAUAACUAUAAGUCUAUGUAUGUAUAACACUUGUUUAUUUAGUUUUAUAAAGUUGUUAAUUUUGAUUUUUUUUAAAAAGCUUAAGUAAAGUUUUCCACUUUAAGAAAAUAUUCUAAAGAAUCUAAUUCAGAUUACGCUAUAAUGUUCAAUAACGUUCGAAAUAGACUUAAAAUUGUCGCUAAUCGUUUAAUGCUUAAAGUAAAUUAAUUAAACUAAUUAUGUUGUGGUACAAAAUAAAAAGCUUUUGAUUAAUGUAGCAAUGUUUUCAGACUUGUAAUAAAUUAA